AUGGUCUUCUGUAUCAUCGUAGGUUGCAGUUCAAAAAGCGGUAAACACAAAGUAAGCUUUAAUCGAAUACCUAAGAUAGUUUUUAACCAGGGUGAAGACUACGAAGAGCUCACUAGAGAGCGUAGAAGGCUUUGGAUAUCCGCCAUUAGCAGAGACGAUCUCGAAUCGAAAGACGUCCUCGAGAGUGAAAGAGUUUGCGGUCGUYAUUUCGUCACAGGAAAACCAGCAGCUCCGUGGGAUAAGUACUACGUCCAUUGGAUCCCGACUUGUAACUUAAGCAAGAAGGAUUUUGAGCGAAGUGAAGUGAAGGAAAGGCAGAAGGACGAAGCGAAGGCAAGGGUAGAGAGGUCAAAGGAACGCAGGAAACGGAACAUUGAAAGUCAGGAAAUAGAAGCCGCUAAGAAGAAGAAAGCCCUCGAAGAACAUUCAGAAAGUGAUGGAGACGUCUUACGGGACAUUGAGUUUGACACAACAGAUACUUUUGAUAUAGACUCCGUUUGUAAAGAUACAAACGUUGCUUCUGCUGGUCCGUUGCUUGCUGAGAAAGAAGUUUCUGAAACACAUACAUGUACGGAAGUCAAAGGCGUUUGCGAUGUUUGUGGAAGUUGCUUGUCCAAGAAGGCUACAAGAACUGUAGAAACUCAAACUGAAGAAUUCGAUUAUAUGUUCAAGGAAAACAGUUAUAAAGCGCCAGAUGUGGAAUUUUUUAAGGAGGACGAAAGAGUACGUUUUUAUACCGGACUGCCAUCAUUUGAAGUACUUCAAAUUGUUUAUGACCAUGUUGUCUCUCAUGUUGCAAGGAGUCGUCGAUGUACAUCACUUUCAAGUUUUCAAGAAUUUAUGAUAGUACUCAUAAAACUUCGUCUGAACGCUCCCUUUCAAGACAUUGCCUAUCGUUUUCAAGUUUCYAUGUCGACRGUGUCAAKGAUAUUCUCGUCGUGGAUGCAAGUUAUGGACUCUAGACUCUCAUGUUUUAUUCACUGGCCUGAGAGAGCCYAGCUAUGGAAAACCAUGCCCCUAUGUUUUCUUUAUACAUUUGGACGGAGGGUCACUAUUAUAAUUSACUGCUUUGAAGUCUUCAUUGASAAGCCCUCUAAUUUACAAGCACGUGCAAAGACCUUCUCAUCAUAUAAACACCAUAACACAAUCAAAGUUCUGAUUGGGAUCACACCCYAAGGAACCAYUGCSUUUGUCUCAGAAGCAUGGGGAGGGAGGACCUCCGACAAAUUCAUCACAGAAAACUGUGGAUUUUUAGAGAAGUUAACACCAGGAGAUACAGUAAUGGCUGAUCGUGGCUUCACCAUUUCAGAGAGUGUUGGGCUAGCAAGGGGAAGCCUUCUUAUCCCUGCAUUCACAAAAGGGAAAUCUCAACUUGAUCCCGUCGAUGUGAAAAAGUCAAGAGGCAUAGCAAGUGUGCGGAUACAUGUUGAGAGAGUCAUUGGACUUCUGCGCCGCAAAUACACAAUACUGAAGGGAAUACUUCCCACAGACUUUUUAGUGUGUAAUAGAAAGUGCAAUCCACAUCAAGUACCUUUGAUCGACCAAAUCUUAAGAGUUUGCUCUGCACUUGUCAAUUUUUGCCCUCCAAUAGUUCCUUUCGAAUAG
This is a messenger RNA of Exaiptasia diaphana, 1605 nucleotides long. RefSeq lists its product as uncharacterized. The transcript has a single exon. Bases 1 to 1605 code for a protein of 534 amino acids. The record is from RefSeq and is a predicted model, not a curated record. NCBI's taxonomy places the organism in Eukaryota, Metazoa, Cnidaria, Anthozoa, Actiniaria, Aiptasiidae.